Messenger RNA from Verticillium alfalfae VaMs.102, 1761 nucleotides. RefSeq names its product sterol O-acyltransferase. Gene Ontology annotation, cellular component: endoplasmic reticulum membrane. Gene Ontology annotation, biological process: ergosterol metabolic process. The record is from RefSeq and is a predicted model, not a curated record. NCBI's taxonomy places the organism in Eukaryota, Fungi, Ascomycota, Sordariomycetes, Glomerellales, Plectosphaerellaceae. The transcript is spliced from 4 exons. Gene Ontology annotation, molecular function: ergosterol O-acyltransferase activity. Bases 1 to 1761 code for a protein of 586 amino acids.
AUGGCUUCAACGGCCACCGACACGCACACAAACGGCCAUACCAAUACCCCUGUCCACGAGCACAUCCUGCGUCCGCGCCCGAGGAAGGCGGUCCACUCGCAACUGAGCACCGUCAGCAACGUCUCUGAGACGUCUUCCACUGGCGAUGCCAGCAGUUACAGGAGCGCCCUCGCCGAGAGUGGCAUGACUAGACACAGACCUGCCUCUCCCCAUCGUGCUCCCGCUAACGUCUGCAGCGGUCGCUCCACGCCCGUCCCCGCGGAUGCGCCCCCCUCCGUCAAGUCCAUCUCCUCCGCGAAGAGGUCUGCCCGUGCCGAGCAGCGCCGUCGCAUUUUCCCGACCAUCGAGUAUGCCAGCCGCGUCUCUCACUUUGACCCCAACUCCGACUACCGCGACUUCCAUGGCUUCUUCAACCUCUUCUGGAUCGGCCUGGCCAUCAUGGCCAUCACCACAAUGCUGCGCAACAUCAAGGACACUGGCCACCCUAUGCGCGUCCAGAUCUGGUAUCUCUUCACCAUCAAGACAUGGCACCUCGCCAUUGCCGACUUUCUCAUGGUCGCCACGACCGCCGUCUCCGUGCUGAUGCACCGCGUCUUUCGCGCCGCCCCCGCCAACGGGCCCCUCACCUGGAAGACGGGCGGCAUGGCCAUCCAGAGCCUCUACCAGGUCGGCUGGCUCGCCGUCUGGGUCGCCGUGCCCUUCUGGCUCGAACCGAGAAACGCCUGCGCGGCGCUCGACAACCCCUCGGGCGCCAACCGCGACCCCGCCUACCUCUAUCCGACGUCCGAGGACCCGUUGCGCGACCAGGCGCCCAAGAGCCCCAAGCAGGCCAAGUCGUCCGAGACGCACGACGACACCGACGGCAGCCCCAAGAAGCGGACCGCCAGCAGUGGCAGCAGCGAGCUCAAGCCAGCCGAUGCUCUCCUCCGGACGGGCGGUCAUGAGAGCGACGAGGAGGUCUCGGAUCUGCGCGAGGAUCUGGCCCGGGAGCUGACCUCUCCCAUGGGCAACAUUGCCUACCCGCGCAACCUGACGUGGGCCAACUACCUCGACUACCUCCUGUGCCCGACGCUGUGCUACGAGCUCGAGUACCCGCGCACCCCGAAGCGCGACUGGACCUCGCUCAUCUCCAAGAUUGUUGCCGUCUUUGGCUGCAUCUUCCUCUUGACCAUCAUCUCGGAAGAGUUCAUCCUCCCCAUUCUCAUCGAGUCCUCGCUCCGUCUCAACCCGCCCAUGGCGCCUGGCAUCCUUCCACCGUCGGCCAACGAGCGCCUCCUCAUCCUUGCCGAGACGGUCUCCUGGCUCCUCUUCCCCUUCAUGCUCACCUUCCUCCUCGUCUUCCUCGUCAUCUUUGAGUAUGCCCUCGGCGCCUGCGCCGAGAUGACGCGCUUCGGUGACCGCCAGUUCUACAACGACUGGUGGAACUCGACCGACUGGAUGGAGUUCUCGCGCGAGUGGAACAUUCCCGUCUACUCCUUCCUGCGCCGUCACGUCUACAGCGCCUCGCGCCCGCACAUUGGCCGCAUGCGCGCUACCGUCAUCACGUUCCUCAUCUCCGCCAUCGGCCACGAGAUUGUCAUGGCCUGCAUCACCAAGAAGCUGCGCGGCUACGGCUUUGUCUGCCAGAUGCUCCAGCUGCCCAUUGUCAUGCUGCAGCGCACCAAGCUCGUGCGCGGCAAGAAGACGCUCAACAAUGUCAUGUUUUGGGUCUCCAUGGUCAUGGGGCUGAGCAUGAUCUGCUCCCUCUAUGUUCUUGUAUGA